Molecule: messenger RNA, 534 nt
Organism: Symbiodinium pilosum
Lineage: Eukaryota; Dinophyceae; Suessiales; Symbiodiniaceae
Source: the annotation of a GenBank genome assembly
AUGACUUGCUGGGAUAUCGAGCAGAAGGGCUUUUGCCCACGUAGUGGGGCCGAUGAUGGCAAGGGCGGUGGCAAGGGCUGGGGUGGAGGUGGAAACAGCUGGAAUGGUGGUGGCGGCAAAGGCUGGGGUGGUGGAAAGAGCUGGGGCAACGGCGGCAGUAGCAAAGGUUGGAAUGGAGGUGGCAAAGGCUGGGGAGGAGGAGGCGGUAGCCCUGGAGUCUGGAACCAGACCUUGAAGUGGAACAUGGGCAAGGGCAAGGGCAAGAACGACCGCAAGCCGAUCGACCCUAGCAAGACUAUCUGGAUCGGGAACCUCCCGGAGGAGACCAGCUACCAAGAGUUGAAGUCUCACGCAGAGGCUGCGGGAGUCAUGGCACUCUGGGCGCAGACAUACAAGGGCAAAGGCGCAGGCACAGGUGCAGUUGGCUUCAAGACUAUGGAGGAGGCUCAGCAGGCUACGAUGAUUUUGAAUGGCUCCAUCUUCAAGAACGUUGCGAUCAUUGCUGACUCCUGGGAAAAGCAGCGAAAGUGGUGA